AAAAUCAGAGAAGACAACAACAAAUCAGCAAUAUCAAAUCUAGUGAAUGCAUGUAUCAAUAAUGCUAGCAUUAAACAAAUUAAGAAAAAUAAAGGACAAGUGAAUCAGCUGAUAAAAAUGUUGCUGGAUUCUAACAUAUUAUAUCAUAAGAUACAACAAUUCAGAGAGGCCAACCAAGCUACUAUAACUAACAAUGUGCACAAGUUAGCAUUCAAGGACACAAAUGGAUAA
Acaulospora morrowiae is the source of this 231-nucleotide messenger RNA. NCBI's taxonomy places the organism in Eukaryota, Fungi, Glomeromycota, Glomeromycetes, Diversisporales, Acaulosporaceae. The record is from the annotation of a GenBank genome assembly.